Molecule: messenger RNA, 4555 nt
Organism: Carassius gibelio (silver crucian carp)
Lineage: Eukaryota; Metazoa; Chordata; Actinopteri; Cypriniformes; Cyprinidae
Exons: 10
Coding region: 412-3762 (1116 amino acids)
Molecular function (GO): protein binding
Source: RefSeq, a predicted model, not a curated record
UCUUGCGUUGUGGGGACCAAAAGUCAGGUCCCCAUAAGGGAAAGCCAUAUAAAUGAUUAGAGGAGCUGUUUUGAAGGUGAUGGGCGGAGUUUCAGCGAUGGCCCAUAACACACGUUUAUCCGUGAAUGUGUGAGUGUGAAGGGAGUGCUCAGCUGCGCCCCCAAACAUUUCUCAGCGGUACUGCGCGCGCUUCUUCACACACACGUUAUCUAUAUAUGGUAGGCCCCGCCCACUUCCUCGUCCUCAUUAGGAACGAUAUCAGCAGCAAUAUGAAAAUAUGCGUAUUAAGUGGACACUUUACACGGACAGACGAUAAGAAGACUUUACAGGAGAUACCGACUCGAGGAGAUUGUUUGAGAUUCGAGGAGAUUCUGAAGUUGUGCAGAGCAAAAAGUUAAAUAAAAGAUUGAAAUGCCACCACGAAUCAGCCCUCUUAAGGAUGCCAUGCAUCAUGUUGUCACGAAGUCUGACAAAACUAAAUUAGAGGUGAACUACAUCAAUGCGGUGAAAGGACGUGGAUUAUUUGCAAAAGGUUCCUUUUGCAAAGGAGAUUUUAUUGUGGAGUACAGGGGUGAGUUGAUCAAUUAUGCAGAGCUGGAGAGGAGAAGAAAACUCUACCACCCAUCCUGUGCUGUUUUUAUGUUCGAGUUUAAGUGGAGAGGGAAAACAUGGUGCAUUGAUGCAUCUAGGGAAGAUGGAUCAUUUGGGCGGUUAGUUAACGAUGACCACCAACAUCCAAAUUGUAAGAUGAAGAAAAUCGAUGUGAAUGGAAAGGCACACCUGUGUUUAUUUGCGCUGAAAGACAUUAAAGAAGGAGAAGAAAUCACAUAUGAUUAUGGGGGAGACGACUGCCCAUGGAGAACCCAAGAGAGCAGCAUUGCUGCUAAUAGCAGAGCAGCAGGUGACUCUGAUGCUUCUCUCCAGUCACAGACUCCAGUGGAUGAUGCUUCUCUCCAGUCACAGACUCCAAUGGUUGAUGCUUCUCUCCAGUCACAGACUCCAGUGGAUGAUGCUUCUCUCCAGUCACAGACUCCAGUGGAUGAUGCUUCUCUCCAGUCACAGACUCCAGUGGAUGAUGCUUCUCUCCAGUCACAGACUCCGGUGGAUGAUGCUUCUCUCCAGUCACAGACUCCAGUGGAUGAUGCUUCUCUCCAGUCACAGACUCCGGUGGAUGAUGCUUCUCUCCAGUCACAGACUCCAGUGGAUGAUGCUUCUCUCCAGUCACAGACUCCAGUGGAUGAUGCUUUUGGUCAAACCAGGUCUCCUCAACAGAUUGCAACCCAGAACCACAGUGAAAAUGAGAUUUUUGUGCCAAAACUGAGACGGACUAAAAGUGUCAUAAUGAAAGAUACAAAUCUUGAAGAUUCUGAUGAGCUCUUUGAUUCUACACCAGAGAGUUCCGAUGAUUAUGUUCCAGAUACCACUUCUGAAAGUGAAAGUGAUGUUAGCCUUACACUAAACCAGGCAAAACGUCGGCUUCUUGAUGAACUGGAUAUUGAUCAGUCUGGCUCAGUGAGUUGCCCUGAUUGUGACACCACAACGUCAGACAAAAUGCACAAUGUUGCGUCUGAAGCAUCUGGAACAGGAGAAGAACCCAGUUCAAGUCAGAACACAACAGACGGAAUAGUUGUUAGUGCAUACCAAAAAAGAGAUGGUGCUAGAGUGUACAACAAGAGACAUUACUGCUUGUACUGCAGUAAACCCUAUGCUAAGAUGGCAAGGCAUCUAGAAAGUUCACAUGAAAAUAAGUCUGAUGUGGCUAGAGCUCUAAGCUUUCCAAAGGGUUCAAAGGAGAGGAAAAACCAGCUUGAUUAUAUUCGCAACAGAGGAAACUAUGCUCACAAUGCAGCUGUUAUGGAGUCAGGAAAGGGGGAACUAGUGCCAUUUAAACGACCACGUAAAGAAGUGCAGGGAGAAGAUUUCAUGCAUUGUGCAUACUGUCAAGGACUUUUUACAAGAAAGGUCCUGUGGAGACACAUGCGUACUUGUAGACUUCAACCACAAUCAGACCCUCCCAAACCAGGAAAAAACCGUGUUCAGUCCAUGUGUACCUACACAGGGCCUGUGCCUUCAAACAUGACCAAACAACUGUGGGGAGUAAUCAGUGCCAUGAAUCCUGACCCAAUCACAGAUAUAAUAAAAAAUGACAGAGUAAUUACUGAUAUUGGGCAGCACUUGUUGAACAAAGGUGGGCUAUCAGAUAAGAAUAAACAAUGUGUGCGGGAGAAGAUGCGAGAACUGGGAAGAUUGAUUCACAAUGCCAGGAAAGUCACCUCCUUAAAAACACUGGAAGAUUGUGUAAAUCCAAAGAAGUACAUGGAGACCGUCAAAGCUGUUAAGUAUACAUGUGGGUAUGACAGUGAAACCGACAAAUUCUUGAUUCCAUCUCUUGCUAACAAGCUUGGGAAUUCCCUGGUUAAAGUAUGCAAACUCUUGAAAGCUCAGGGCUUAAUCUCCAAUGACAAACAGCUUGUGAAGAAUGCCAGUGAGUUUCAAGAAGUCCAUGCGAAUAAGUGGAACGAGAUGAUUUCUGCUACAGCAUUGAGGAAUAUCAGGGAAGCAAAGUGGAAUGUGCCCACGCUCAUGCCCUUUACUGAAGACGUACAAAAACUGCAUACUUUUCUCAGUCAAGUGCAAGAUGAGUGGUUCAACCUGCUCUCUGAAAGUCCAUCUACUAAAGCCUGGAUGGAGCUGGCCAAGGUGUGUCUAGCUCAGAUGAUUCUCUUUAAUCGGCGGAGAGAAGGAGAGGUGGCGAGCAUGCCUUUGUCUGUGUUUUUAUCAAGAGACACUUCUGAUCCACAUGAGGAUGUGGACUGGGCUCUCUCCGAAGUGGAGAAGAAACUCUGCAGACACUUCACAAGGGUUAUCACCAGGGGAAAGCGUGGUCGGCCAGUUCCAGUCCUUCUGACUCCAAAAAUGCUGUGUUCCUUAGAACUCCUUGUUAAGCAGAGAGAGGCGUGUGGGGUUUUAAAAGACAAUGCCUAUAUGUUUGCUAGACCAGAAGCCAUGACACAUUUCCGAGGGUCAGACUGCCUCCGUGGCUUUGCAAAGGCUUGUGGUGCAAAGUGUCCCAAGGCACUGACAUCUACCAGGCUGCGUAAGCAUGCCGCGACCCUUUCAACAGUGCUGAACAUGACCGACACCGAGAUGGACCAGCUGGCAAACUUUCUCGGGCACGACAUCAGAAUCCAUCGUGAGUUCUAUCGACUCCCUGAGAAGACCCUGCAACUAGCCAAGAUCAGCAAAGUUUUAAUGGCUCUUGAGCAAGGAAGAUUAGCUGAGUUCCAUGGCAAGAACUUGGAUGAAAUUGGGAUAGAUCCUGAUGAAAAAGUAGUUGACUGUGAUGAGGAAGAACAAGUUAAUGACUGUGAUGAGGAAGACCAGAGCAUACAAGAGGGACCCUGUUCAUCUACUGUUGACGCUUCAGCCGAGGUGGCACUUCCUGCUACCGAGAGGAAUAUGUCACACAAGAGAGGCAAACCAUCAUCAGAAGUGCCGAUGUCUUCAGGAGCCAGUGCUAUGAGACCACCUUGCAAAGGUAAAAGUAGCCAGAAGAAAGCUCCCUGGCAGCAGGCAGAGGUGCAGGCGGUGGAAAGGCACCUGAAGUCAUUCAUCAUAUCUGGCACUGUACCAGCAAAGAGUGACUGUGAGAAAUGCUUGAAAGCUGAACCACAAGCUCUGAGGAACCGCGAUUGGAAGACAGUAAAAUUUUAUGUUUAUAAUCGCAUUACAGCUUUCAAAAAGAAAUUGCAGUGCAGAUAAUACUGUAAAGAUGCAACUAUCUGGCAUGGCAAGUUUUGUUAAAGUUAAAGCCACAGCAGCACUUAAAGAAAUAGAAUAACUUAAACCGUUAAACCAGUGCAAGGCCACACGCUGAAAGCAUUGGUCUAACAAAAGUUGAAAUCCAUGUUUGUGAAAGGAAGCAUGGUGAGAGUUUAUAUAUAUAUUUUUUUUUACAUUUAGUAUAACAGGACUUUUGAGGUUUUGUUUUGAGGUUUGACUUAGAGUUAUGUGAAAUUUAACUAAAUAAAAGUUGAAUUCAGUCAUUUUAAUCUGAAUUAUUGUCUUGAAGUUCAAGUAGUAGUAGGUUUAUUGUAUUGAUAAGUAUCCAGUGAGUAGUAGCUGAUGUGGGGUGGUUGGCUGGGGCUAAACACUACUUUAAAAUAAUUUAAAGAAAGAAUAGUUCGAAGUGGAAAGGUUUAAAUGUUUGACUUGUGGGUAUGAUAUGAGUUGGAACAUAUACAGGCAAUCAUUCACUAUGCUAAAUCCUUUGUAUUCACAUGUGCAAAAUGCAACUUAGAGUCGUCCUAACUGAAGAUAACUUGCACUGAAGGAUUUGUAAAACAUGUCAGUGCCAUUGUUUUGUCUCAAAAUGCAAACCAGUAAUGUUUUUUUCUAAGGCAUUUUAAUAGAAGCUGUUUCUAUACCCAGAGGUGGGUAGUAACGAGUUACAUUUACUUCGUUACAUUUACUUGAGUAAUUUUUGGGGGUAACUAAUACUUUUCGGAGUAUAUUUAAAGACUUUAUACUCUUGCUUGAGUAAAUUUUUUUGGGA